AUGGACACCGCCAAUAACAACUGCAUACGCUCUGCUCCCCGCCAAGCAGUGCCCCGGAAACCCCAGAAACCCCAGAAGCUCAAGGCAAGCUGUGACUUUUGUGCCAUGUCAAAGGUCAAGUGUGACCGCGGCCAACCGCAGUGUCUCAGAUGCGUCCGAAACGAGGUUGCCUGUCACUACAGCGAGUCCCGCCGCAUCGGUAAAGCUCGUCGGAUUUUUGGUGCAACUGGAUCUGGCUCAAAGCAAUCCAACUUCCCCACGCAGGAAGCAUGGGGCCAGCAGGGCGUUCAAGAGGGUUGUACGAGGACGCAUGAUUCAUCUGAGUCUCCUGACUACUCAAUAUCUGUGGAUGAGUUUGAUGAAGACACCAUGAUGUUUAUUCAUGAGGCUGAUUUGACUUCGAAUAUCUCGGCAAUGCCAUCACACCUAGAUGUCAUGAAGCAUCGCGAGCGGGGUGAUAAUCGUCAAAGCACCUCCCUGGAUGACAUGAAUUUCCUAACCUCACAAUUCCCAGAUUUCAUGCAAGAUAUCUGCGAUGGCCAAGCGCCUCAAACAAUGCAAAUUGAAGAAAACAAUCAGAUCAAUUCAAACUCCCAGCUGCACCUCUCGCCAAGCUUCUCGACAGGGGACCUCAGAGUGUGUAAUGGCGUUGGUUCGACAUACAAGGCCAAGACAGACUGCAUGGAAUUAGCCUGUAUGACGAUCAAGAGUUUGCAUAUGCCAGCUGAGCCCUGUGCCUUGUCUAACGACGAUGCCAAGAACGCGGACAUUAUCCGUAGCAUUGACAGCACGCUAAAAACAAGCCGUUCGGCCCGGGAGACUGUAGGGCAGAUCUUGGCAUGCCCCUGUGCCUGCAGCUGGAAUCUGCUGUACUUGUUGGUUCUUAUCACACGCCAAUUAAUCGGCACUUACUCUGCGUUGUUGGAACAACAGCUCUCGACACCUACGCCAUCCUUGUCUUCUUCCUCAUCUGCCCAGGAGUCGACUGCAAGCAGCGCCGAAACGAGGUCAACUGUAUUUGACAUCACAAUGACAAUUGGAGGCUACGUGUUGGACGGUGAAUCAAAGAUGAAAGUCAUUGCACAAGUGAUAAGGUCACAGAUCGAUGACACGGCGGAACUCAUUGAGUCUCUUGCAUCUCGAUCCGCGGAGAUUGAGAGGACAGCGGCGGAACCAGCUGCCUUGUGCUGGGCGGGCCUUAUCGAGUCGCUGCAACUCUGCCGAGAGAGGGCACUGCAGUCAUGUGCAUAA
This is a messenger RNA of Fusarium sp. VM40, 1251 nucleotides long. Lineage: Eukaryota; Fungi; Ascomycota; Sordariomycetes; Hypocreales; Nectriaceae. The record is from the annotation of a GenBank genome assembly.